GUCUCCAUCUCCAACUACCUCUCUUCACUCAACAACCACCAUUUUGCUUUUGCUUCAAUACGCACGACAUUUGCAUCUCAAUUGCACUUCGCACACCAUGGAAGCAACCAAAAAUCUCCUCCACAAAAUCCCCGGCGUGGGAAGUAAGGAGACCGCAGCUCCACCUCGUUCCCCCUCCGCCAGCGAGCUGCAAGAGCUGAAAGACAAGUACGCAGCCGCGAAACAGGACCAAGUCUUCGCCUUCUACGAUGCUCUCGAUGAGGGAGAGAAAGCGAAACUCUUUGAGCAGCUCUCGGGCUUCGAUCCAGAGUACAUUAAUAAAAUCACGGAUAAGGCGUUGAAUCCACCCAAGGCACAGGAUGCUGCGAAGGAAACCCUCGAGCCGCUCCCCGAAUCGGCGACGGCUAGUAUCCUGGACUCGAAGGCGGAUGAUUUGGAGAGGUGGUAUGAGAGUGGUUUGGAUUUGAUUGCGCAGAAUAAGGUGGGUGUGGUGCUGAUGGCGGGUGGACAGGGGACGAGAUUGGGUAGUUCGGAUCCUAAGGGUUGCUUUAACAUUGGGUUGCUCUCUGGCAAAUCGCUGUUCCAGAUGCAGGGGGAGAGAAUCAAGAAGUUGCAGAGUUUGGCACAUAAGAAGGCGGGUGGUGGGGAGGAGAAGAUUGUUAUUCCGUGGUAUGUUAUGACUUCGGGACCUACGCGUGGACCGACGGAGAAAUACUUCCAGGAGAAUAAUUACUUUGGUUUGAAGAAGGAGAAUGUGGUUAUUUUUGAGCAGGGGGUUUUACCUUGUAUCUCGAAUGAGGGUAAGAUUCUUAUGGAGAGUAAGGGGAGAGUGGCUGUUGCUCCCGAUGGAAAUGGAGGCAUUUACCAAGCACUGAUUACCUCGGAGGUAAUUGGUGAUAUGAGAAAGCGCGGUAUUGAACAUAUCCAUGCGUACUGUGUGGACAACUGCUUGGUCAAGGUCUCAGAUCCUGUAUUCAUCGGAUUCUCCGCCUCCAAAGACGUUGAUAUCGCAACCAAGGUUGUCCGAAAACGAAACGCGACAGAGGCAGUUGGUCUUAUUCUGAUCAAGAACGGCAAACCAGAUGUUGUCGAGUACUCCGAGAUAGACGACGAGAUUGCAGAAGCCCUGGAUGCAAACCAACCUUCUGACUCCAACGCCCCACGGGUUCUAAAAUUCCGAGCCGCAAACAUCGUCAACCACUAUUACUCCUUCCGCUUCCUCGAAUCCAUCCCAGUAUGGGCACAUAACCUCCCCCAUCACGUUGCCCGCAAGAAGAUCCCAUACGUCAACACCGAGACCGGCGAGACCAUCAAGCCCGAGAAACCCAACGGCAUCAAACUCGAGCAAUUCGUCUUUGAUGUCUUCCCCAUGCUCGAGCUUGCCAAAUUCGGAUGUUUGGAAGUCAAGCGAGAAGACGAGUUCUCGCCAUUGAAGAAUGGUGCUGGUAGUAAAGAGGAUAACGCAGAGACGAGUAAGAAGGAUAUCAUGGAUCAGGGAGAGAGAUGGUUGAAGGCUGCUGGUGCUACGCUUGUUAGUGCUGGAAAGGGUGAUGGUGUUGAGGUUUCGCCGUUGAUUAGUUAUGUGAGUUUCCCCCUCUUAAUCUACAGACUUGAUCUGAACCGAGACUAAUUAUCCUAUAGGGCGGAGAGGGACUCGAGACCUUCAAGGGUAAGAAGAUCACUACUCCUGUUAUUCUGGAGUAUGAGAAACCAUAAACGCUCACCAUGAACUCCCUUGCUUUUUUGGAAAAUGAAAAAUGGGUUACGAAUAGAUUAUGCAUAACGAACGAGCGAAAGAAAAAGCAGUUAUUUUCCCCUUUUCUGGCAUCUCCACUUGACGAAUUCUUGGGAGGGUUUCAAUGGUCAAUGAUCAAAGGGAAGGGAAAGGAAAUCCUUGGAGUUCACUUUCCUCAUCAUCAGUAUCGAGUAGUGCAGAUAGAGAAAAGACGAUAUUUUGAACCACCA
Hymenoscyphus albidus is the source of this 1965-nucleotide messenger RNA. The record is from the annotation of a GenBank genome assembly. NCBI's taxonomy places the organism in Eukaryota, Fungi, Ascomycota, Leotiomycetes, Helotiales, Helotiaceae.